Molecule: messenger RNA, 870 nt
Organism: Caenorhabditis bovis
Lineage: Eukaryota; Metazoa; Nematoda; Chromadorea; Rhabditida; Rhabditidae
Source: the annotation of a GenBank genome assembly
AUGGACAUUGAUUCCAAAAUUAAGGCCUACCGCUUCGUCGGUUAUGCCGCCGUUUGCUUCUCCGCUGUUGCCGUGCUUUCGGUAUGUGUCACCCUUCCAAUGGUGUACAACUAUGUGCAGCACGUGCGCACCCAGAUGCACCAAGAAUUGCACCAAUGCAAGGGGUCCGCCAAGGACAUUUGGAAUUCGGUGUACUCGAUCCGCGAGCUUCCAUUGAGCGCCAACCGUACCGCUAGAUCCACUUACAACGAGCAGUGCGCUGGAUGCUGCUUGCCAGGACCACAGGGUCCACAAGGAACCCCAGGAAAGCCUGGAAAGCCAGGAAAGCCAGGAGCUCCAGGACAGCCAGGAACGCCAGGACGUCCACCACAGCAGCCAUGCGAGCCAAUCACCCCACCACCAUGCCAGCCUUGCCCACAGGGACCACCUGGACCACCAGGACCACCAGGAAUCCCAGGAGACAACGGACCAGCCGGUGAGCCAGGACCGAAAGGACCAGACGCCGCCCCAGGAGAGCCAGGACCAAAGGGACCACCAGGACCACCAGGACCACCAGGACAAGCCGGAGCCCCAGGAGAGCCAGGAGCGCCAGCCAAAUCGGAACCAGUCGUUCCAGGACCACCAGGACCAUCAGGAACUCCAGGAGAGCAAGGACCACCAGGACCACCAGGAUCCAACGGAAUCGACGGAGCUCCAGGAGCUCCAGGACCAAAGGGACCACCAGGAACUCCAGGAGAGCCAGGAAAGGACGGAGAGCCAGGAAAGCCAGGAACCCCUGGAAACGAUGGAACCCCAGGAGAGAAGGGAAUCUGUCCAAGAUACUGCGCUCUCGACGGAGGAAUCUUCUUCGAGGAUGGAACUCGCCGCUAA